This is a messenger RNA of Stylophora pistillata, 4011 nucleotides long. RefSeq lists its product as uncharacterized. The record is from RefSeq and is a predicted model, not a curated record. Gene Ontology annotation, biological process: nucleoside metabolic process. Gene Ontology annotation, cellular component: cytosol. Gene Ontology annotation, molecular function: adenosylhomocysteine nucleosidase activity; methylthioadenosine nucleosidase activity; GTP binding. NCBI's taxonomy places the organism in Eukaryota, Metazoa, Cnidaria, Anthozoa, Scleractinia, Pocilloporidae.
UGAACACAAUCAGUCACACAUCUACUGGUUAGUGGUUGAUCUGGGAGAUGGUAUUAUUGAUUCAAUCCAGCAACAAGUACCUGAGAGUUUAAUACAAGAUGCUGUUAUCAUCUCACUGGGGAAGCAACUGGAAAGGAGGUUAUUCAUGAUGUCAGAAACUGCAAGGACUGAAGAAGGUAGUUCAAAGAACAUUCGUGGUGACCCACCUAAGAUCAAUAUUGCUCUUCCUGAGAAAAGUGAAGUAACCCAGAAUUAUAAAUGUUGGAAGGAUGUUCAACUCCCAAUUGACAUUUUGUUGCUAACAGUGGAGGACUGUGAGUUCAUAAGUUGCUACUAUUACAUUGUUGAUCCAUUCACAAGCUAUUGUUACGAGCUUGGUCAAGUAUACUUUGGCAGCAUUGGUAAAGAUCACGAUGUUAAAAUGAAAGUUGCUUUGAUGAUAUGCCCAGGGGGUUUUAAAGCUCCUGGUAGUUCUUUGACUGUUGUAAAAAAUGCUGUCACUCAGCUGAGACCAAAGGCUGUGUUUUCUGUGGGGCACUGUAGUGGUAUGAAUCAGGAAACAACAAAGCUGGGGGAUGUGGUUCUAUCAGAAAAGCUCACAACCUAUUCCUAUCAGAGGUUUACAAAGGAUGGCACAGAGUUUUGUGGGGUCACAGUUCCUGUCAGCAGAGACAUUGAUAACAUCAUCAGAUAUGUAGGAUAUGGUUGGAAUCCACCCCUAAAAUAUCCUAAAGAAAGGAAAGUUGAAGUCCACUGUGGUGAGGUUUUGAGUGGCUCUGAGCUUGUGCAAGUUGAGUGGCGACGAAAUGAACUUGUGGAGUCAUUUCCUGGAGCAAUUGCAAUUGAAACAGAAGGAGAGGGAAUUUACAGUGCAGCGCGUGGUCUUAAAAUGGAAUGGGUUGUUGUCAAGGGUAUUUCAGGUUAUGCAGAUGGGACUGAAACAAAAGAAAGCUGGAAAACAUUUGCAAGUGUAACAGCAGCUUCUCUUGUUGUCGACAUUCUAAAUAAACGCAGUAUUUUUGAACGUUGGCAACAUUACAAAGGUGAUAAAGCCAAAUUAUCAAUGCUACCUAAACAAAAGAAGUCUUAUGAUAAUUCAACUGAGAGACGACAUUCACUACUGGGUGAAAGAGUUUGGGUUGAGCCAUCCUGGUCUAGUGCCCAUUCUUUCCAUCUGCAACAUGCUUCGUCUGGCAAAACACCAGGUGCUGCCGCUUUGGUAACCCAGUACGGUGAUGCAAUCAACACUUCUGACUUUGUUCCAAAUGUACAAGGAGCGUGGGGCCUGUCUGUACAAACCAAAUGUUCUGAAACUAAACAAACCUGCGAGAAGCAAUAUCAUGAGCUUAUGACCUUACGACUGUCCGAAAUACUGCCUUGUGAUAAUAAUGGAAUGCGUGCGUAUCACAACUCGGCACUGCAGGAAACUGAAAAGCUUUUCUUGGGGGAGGUGAUCGGCAUUACAACAAACACUGUCGAGAAGCAACUAAGGCAACUUAAGAUGUCUGUAAGGCGACAGUUGAAGGAGUGGCAGGCUAAGAAUUCAGAAGUUACGAAAAAAGGUUGCGAAAAACUUCUGUCAGAAUUAAAAGCAAAACACUUAGAUCCAGUUAUUGAACAACUGCAAGGAAGAGAUGGUUCGAAAUUAGCAUUUGAUGACAUCCUGGGAGUUUACAGACGUAUCAAAAAUGACUACGAUGCAAAAGCAAAGGGUGCUGAAGAUGCCAUUGCUGCUGCGUUCGCCGACUUUCAUCCUAAAAUAGCAGCGGAAAUCAAGCAAUACUCGGGUAUCUUAAGGAAACUGAAAGAUUUUGACGAACGAGCAGCGAGAGACAAAGCAGCCGAAGCUUACGUGGAGAGGGAAAGGAGACGACUUGAGGAAGAGCAGAUGCGCUUGGAGCAAGAAAACCGCGAACGAGAAAACGAGAUGGUAAUGCUGAUCACCAGAUUAGGAGAGGAAAGAGCUGGAAUGCUAGAGAAAAUGAGUAAUGAGAUUAAACUAGAAAAAGAACAAUUGCAGACAAUGGGGGAUGCGGGCUUAGCAGAUGCCAAGCUAAAACGAAAAGCUUUCAUUGAAGCGAACCGUGCCCUAGAAGUACGGUUACUGCAAAUUCAAAAGAAAAACGAGGAACAUAUGAAAAUGAUGCAAAGGUUUUCAGAAAUGAUCGCAAAACACCAAAGGGAAAAAAGAGAGCUUCGAACAACUGAGCAACUGAAAGAACUUCCUCAAGAAGAGGUCGAAGAGUCCUUGAAGGAGCUGAGACGAAGGCAAUCAGAAGAGAAAAAUGAACUCCUGAGGAAGAUGGAUAUUUGUCUGGAUCUCAACAUUUCAAGACUAAAACCUUCUUAUUCCAUCGAGACGAAAUAUAACGGAUGUGAUAAAAAACUGGAGGAAGUUCCUCAGAUGAUGACCUCGAGGACUCAAAUGGUUAACGAUCUAAGGACAAGGAUUGAAGAGAACGAAAAGGAACAAGAGUCUCUCGUAAGGAUGGUCCUUCGUGGUACUGGUCCAGCGGCCCUGUAUCCUCCAUCGUCGCCUUAUGCUGGAGAAGUCGUCGACAGUAUCGCUGUUUUUGCUGAAGCUUCGUCGAAUAUUGACUGCGUUGUCAUGUAAAGAACACUGCAGUUGUUUCCGGACAUGAAAAGCGUAAAUGUCUUCAACUUCCAAUAAAAAAUAUUUGUAAUAAUCGUACUAAUCACCACUUAAGGAUACGGUACACGUUCGCAGGCCAAAUUUGGCCAAUUUUUUUUUCCACCUCCAAAAAAGCAUCUUUAUUUUAACUACAGUUUCCAAAAAAAUUACUUUUGCUGAGCAGCGAGCGUAGCGAACGAGCAGCAUCAUAAACAGGAUUGGAAAAGAAUAUAGGGGAUGCGAAUUCACGAAUUCAUCACUUUUUACCAGAAUGCAUUGCAGCUUUUAACCAGAGUGCACCAUAUCACGAUUGUUGUGUUUAGUGUCUUGCGUUACUUGAUCACUGGAUGAAGGACAGUUGAAUUAGAGCCAUCAAAGGAGUCACUUGAUCAAUGAACAACUUUACCUUGCAUAAGUUGACACGCUGGUAAGCUGGAAAGCAAAAGGCAGUUGACCAAUGGUGUUCAUAGGGCCGGUGCGACUCCUGCCAUUCGCUAGCGCUUUUAAAUCUUUUACCCUCAAAAUUAAGCUCUUAUUAAGAUGUCUUUUAAUGACUUUCCUUUGCGAUGUCAGUUUUGAGAUGUCAUUUCCCCAUCUGUUUGUUAUUGAGGUUUCUGUCAUUGUUAGCGCUACUUUCUCCGUUUUUAGCUUAUUUUCUUUCCCGUAGAAAUUAACUUGAGAGAUACGUUACUCAAUGUAAGUGUUGGAUCACGCAGGUAGAUGAAUCAUUGCGUAAAUUAAGUCACUAUCCACAGAAUGUGCCGUGGCAUUACUAUCUUUUAGGGACACUAGUUAAAUAUUGAAAUGCAUAAGAGUUAUUGGCAAAAACGCUUUUUCGAACUGAAUUCCUUCAGCCGCCAAAGUGUGAAAAGCCAAUUAUAAUGUGACAACACUAAAGACUCCCUUUAUGUGUUUCGCGCCUAUAUCAAACUCUUUCCCCAGCGCAACAAACAUGGAACCGAGAAAAGGUGUACGCGACCACUUACCACACGUAUUGGCGGACAGGCCAAAGAGAUAAUUAAAAAAAACAAAGCGAUUUUGCAUUGAAUACUCAACACACACCCCGUUAGAAAGGCGAAUCCUCAGAAGAGGGAUACAAAACUGUGUGAUAUUGAGAUCAGGGAGGUUGAAAAUUCAUUACGCUGGCUAUUGCACAUGCUUCUAUGAAUGGAGACCCUUCGGGUCGAUGGAGAAUCUGGAUAUUUUCCGUUUCUUCGCAGCCUUUCAUUCCACCCGAAAACUCUUUAGAGGAUAGAAAAGAAUCGUUCCAUGGCCAACUUGCACAUGAAAUAAAGAAAACGCUUUGGUCUGGACAGCGAGAGGACCCUGAUAAAACAAUAGACCUUAAUGUUAACCAAGAUGUUUUCAUGGAAGGUCUU